Fusarium musae is the source of this 1395-nucleotide messenger RNA. RefSeq lists its product as uncharacterized. The record is from RefSeq and is a predicted model, not a curated record. NCBI's taxonomy places the organism in Eukaryota, Fungi, Ascomycota, Sordariomycetes, Hypocreales, Nectriaceae. The coding region runs from base 1 to 1395 and encodes 464 amino acids. Gene Ontology annotation, biological process: microautophagy; vacuolar transport; vacuole fusion, non-autophagic. Gene Ontology annotation, cellular component: fungal-type vacuole membrane; vacuolar transporter chaperone complex. The transcript is spliced from 4 exons.
AUGAAGUUUGGCGACCAUCUCGAAAGAGAGUCUGUUCCAGAAUGGAGUCUCCAUAACCUCGACUACAAUUCCAUCAAGCAUGAGAUCAAGAUGCACACGACGCGCGACCAGGCCACGGCUAUGGCCAUCCCCGGGCAAAAAGACGAGGCUCUUUCGCGAUUCGAGGAUGGCUUAUACAUGGAGCUCGAUCGUCAGCAUGAAAGACUGCAGUUAUUUGUUUCAAGCAAGGCAGAUGAGAUUUCGCGCCGAUUAGAAUACCUCGCCAAGAAUAUUGAUCGUUGGGCAUCAAAGAACCACGAACAGCUCGCCGGUGAGUCUGCCAUCAAGCACCAUAGGCGCUUCACCAAGUACGAGCGCGAAUUGGUUCGUUGUGGCAGUGACAUUCAAUCCCUCGAGCGCUUCGUCAAGGCUCAGACUGUCGCCUUUCGCAAGAUCACAAAAAAAUACAAGAAAUGGACUGGUUCUACAACCCUCGGUGUUCGUCUCUAUGAGAACGUUCUCUCCGACCCCAAAAGUUUCACUCGCCGUGACUUUUCCUCCUUACAACAACGUUAUGACGACAUCACAUGCACACUCAAUUCUGCCGCCCCCGUAUUGAGCGAACCUAGCUCACCAGAAUCACCAGCUCAGUCAUACCGACGUCAAUCCCUUGCAGGAUCUCUCAACUCGACAAAUCGUCACGCCACCAGUCGUGCUCAACCUACGUUCGAUUUCUUACCUCCACCGCAGAUGGAAGAACCUGCCAAGUACUGGAACGAAUAUGACGACGGGAGUGAAUGUGCAGCUGAUGAUGAUGGAUAUGCUAUCUAUAUAAACCCAGAUGAAAGCACCAGUUUUCCGGGAUUCGACUAUCUGCAGAAUGCCCUCAAAGCACCCAUGAAGAAGGCAAGGGGUUGGUUCAAGCACAACAACACCCGGGAACGCCAGUCUCUACUCGGUGCCAACCAUUCACCUUACCAAUACUCCAGCACGACCUUCAACAAUAGCAGCGAGUCGGACGCGGAAGUAGGAUAUGCUAGUUCAGAUGGCUUCCCCACGACUGGAUAUGCCACGCACUAUGCCCUUCCCAGCCUAAAUCAACAGCAGGCACACUUGUACCGUGAGAAGACCUUGUUUUGGGGUACGAUCUGCUCCUUUGCCGUGUCUUUCUUGCUCCUCCUUGUGGCAGGCACGCUUAUUUCAACUGGCCGACACAGGCUUAGAGCUGAAGUUGACGCGGGCGUCACCGUUGGUGUUGUUGCGAGCUUGUUCACCGCCUGUAGUGCCCUCGGUAUGACGUUAUACCGGCACGACCGACUGUCAUUUCCACAUCUGCUGGCGGUGUGGACUACCUUCGUCGUCUCAUGUAUCCUCAAUGGCAUGCUGCUGAUUUUGGUCGUGGGAAACUCCCCGUAA